Molecule: messenger RNA, 3277 nt
Organism: Ziziphus jujuba (common jujube)
Lineage: Eukaryota; Viridiplantae; Streptophyta; Magnoliopsida; Rosales; Rhamnaceae
Product: DNA topoisomerase 3-alpha
Exons: 24
Coding region: 76-2916 (946 amino acids)
Biological process (GO): DNA topological change
Cellular component (GO): nucleus
Molecular function (GO): DNA binding; zinc ion binding; DNA topoisomerase type I (single strand cut, ATP-independent) activity
Source: RefSeq, a predicted model, not a curated record
GAAAACAAAAUCCUCCUUUUGAUCUAAUAUAUCCACAGUCCACACCUCAGCAAAAAGCCCUAGGCUGAGCGAGCGAUGUCGGGUGGUGGCCGGAGCAUCAGAGUUCUGAACGUGGCGGAGAAACCGUCGGUGGCGAAGUCGGUGGCCACCAUUCUAUCUGGGAAUCAAGGCCUCCGAAUCAGGGAAGGUCGGUCUCGCUACAACAAGAUCUUCGAGUUCAAUUACUCCAUCAACGGCCAACCUUCUCUCAUGCUCCUCACCUCUGUCACCGGCCACCUUAUGGAGGUCGAAUUCGAAGACCGCUUCCGCAAAUGGCACUCCUGCGACCCUGCCGAUCUCUUCCACGCUCCUGUCCGCAAGUUCGUCCCCCAGGACAAGACUGAUAUAAAGAGAACGUUAGAGGAGGAAGCUAGGAAGUGUCAGUGGCUUGUGCUGUGGCUUGAUUGUGAUAGAGAAGGAGAGAAUAUUGCAUUUGAAGUUAUACAAGUUUGUACCGCUGUUAAUCGGCAUCUUACUAUUAAGAGAGCUCGUUUCUCUGCAUUGAUUGAUAGGGAAAUCCAUGCUGCUGCACAGAACCUGGUUCAGCCGAAUAAGGGGUUUGCUGAUGCAGUAGAUGCUAGACAAGAAAUAGAUCUUCGGAUUGGUGCUUCUUUCACCAGGUUUCAAACUAUGUUGUUGAGAGAUGCAUUUGUUAUUGAUGCUGCUACAGAUGACAGAAAUCUAGUUCUAAGUUAUGGUCCUUGUCAGUUCCCUACACUUGGCUUUAUUGUCGAACGUUACUGGGAAGUACAGUCAUAUGUGCCGGAAGAAUUUUGGACAAUCAACUGUUCAUAUAAAUCAGAUGAAGGAUUUGCUUCAUUCAGUUGGAUGCGUGGCCAUUUGUUUGAUUACACAUGUGCUGUUGUAGUCUAUGAGAUGUGUGUUCAGGAACCCAAUGCAACAGUCACAAAGGUUAAAAAGCAGGAGAAACUGAAGUAUCCUCCCUAUCCCCUGAAUACUGUUGAACUUGAAAAGCGGGCUUCACGAUACUUCCGGAUGAGCUCUGAACACACCAUGAAAGUGGCAGAAGAUCUUUAUCAAGCUGGGUUCAUCAGUUAUCCUCGCACGGAGACUGACAGCUUUUCUGAGAGGACUAAUUUGCAUGCAAUUGUUUUGGAACAACAAGGGCAUCCAGUCUGGGGACCAUAUGCACAGAGAUUAUUGGACCCUGGUUCUGGACUUUGGAGAAACCCUGGUAAUGGUGGACAUGAUGACAAGGCCCAUCCACCCAUUCAUCCGACAAAAUUCUCUGCUGGAGAAGCAGGAUGGAGUCAAGAUCACCUUAGAUUGUAUGAGUUGGUUGUUCGCCAUUUCUUGGCAUGUGUCUCACAGCCAGCUGUUGGGGCUGAAACUACUGUUGAAAUUGAUAUUGCUGGUGAAUUGUUUGCUGCAUCAGGGAGGGAAAUAAUAGCGAAAAAUUACUUAGAUGUUUAUCGUUUUGAAUCAUGGGGAGGUUCAUUGAUACCAACAUAUGUCGUUGGACAACAGUUUGUUCCAACUACACUGACUCUUGAUUCAGGAGUCACUAGGCCUCCACCACUUUUAAGUGAAGCGGAUUUGCUGACUUGUAUGGACAAGGAGGGCAUUGGGACGGAUGCAACUAUGCAUGAUCACAUAAAAAAGCUGCUUGACCGAUUUUAUGCAACUAAAGAUGCAAACACUCGUUUCUCACCAACCAAUCUUGGUGAGGCACUGGUUAUGGGAUAUGAUGACAUGGGAUACAAACUAUGGAAACCAUACCUCAGAGCUGUAAUGGAAAGGGACAUGAAAGCAGUUAGUGAAGGUGCAAAGAGGAAAGCUGAAGUUUUAGAAACUUGCUUGCAGCAGAUGAAAGCGUGUUUCUUGGAUGCAAGGUUGAACAAAGUUAAACUCUUCGAAGCCAUGGCAAUUUUCUUUGAAAGAUCUAAUAGAUCCAUUGGAGAUGAGCAACAUACAUCUGGAGAAGUUGUUCGGCCUUGUGGACUUUGCCUGGAAUCCGAUAUGGUCCUUAGGAAAAACCGGGAUGGCAAUUUCAUGGUUGGAUGCCUGGGAUUUCCACAGUGUAGGAAUGUUGUAUGGCUUCCUGGAUCUGUAUCAGAAGCAGUUGUAACAACCAAUGUUUGCAACUCUUGUAAUCCAGGUCCUGUCCGUAAGAUUCAAUUUACAUUUCGCCGGCUGGAAAUACCAUUAGAUUACAAUUCUAUCCAUUUGGGUUGCAUCGGUGGCUGUGAUGAGACUCUUAGAGAGUUAAUUGAAAUUUGUGGAACUGGUUCGCGCACAUCAGCAAGAGGGAGAGCAACACCUGUGGUGUCUGGUAGUGUUCAACGGAGCAACAUGAGGCAGGGUGCUUGCAUAUACUGCCAUCAAACAGGGCAUUCUUCAAGUGGUUGCCCUUCCCAGUUUUCGGGCCCUCAAAGUGCAAGGUCUCGUGGAAUGAAUGGACAAAACAAUAACACACAGAGUGUUUGCAUAUACUGCCAUCAAUUAGGGCAUUCUUCAAUUAAUUGCCCUUCCCAGUCUUCAGCCACCCAAAGUGGAGAAUUAUCAAUUCCAUGUAAUUCUUGUGGAGCGCCCUGUCCUUUGCGAACUGCUAACACAGCAAAUAACAGAGGAAGAAAGUUCUACUCAUGUCAGUUAAAGGAGUGCAACUUCUUUGUAUGGGAGGAUAGCCUUAACAGUGGCACUGGAGGUAGAAGCAUUCGUGCAAACAACACUAUCUCAUCAUCUAAUUCCAGCAGGAAUAGUGGUGGUGGUGGCACUCGCAGAGUUGCCCGGGCUGCACCAAAUGCUGCUUCUGUAACUUUUGUGUCAGCAACCGGUGAUCCAGUAUCUGGUAGAAGGUGCUUCGUUUGUGGUGACCCAGCGCACUUCGCGAAUGUUUGCCCGAACCGUGGUUAGUAAUUUAUAACACAAUAGCUACAUCUAUGUGCUUGAAGGUUAAUGCCAUCCUCAAAUGUCAAAUAAUAGCAAUUUUGGUCCUACAAUUUUUGUAGUUGCAUUAUGGUAUUAAUCUGUUAAUCAACUGAACUGCAAUUGGAAAGUACUUAAAACUGCCAUGCAGCUUAAUCCUCCUCUUUAAUUAACUUAUUCAAGUAUAUAUUUUGGGAGAAAUAUGUAAAUAAAAUUUGGUAAAUUAAGUGUAAUAUAUAGGUGUGUAUUUAAAUUUUGAGUUGAUUUUGGACAAGGUUGAGCUUAGAGCCCUGCCGGAUUUGAUAUGCCAAACUUAACACGAAUUUCAUUUUGAUCAAUUUGUAAGUCU